Molecule: messenger RNA, 2663 nt
Organism: Branchiostoma belcheri (Belcher's lancelet)
Lineage: Eukaryota; Metazoa; Chordata; Leptocardii; Amphioxiformes; Branchiostomatidae
Exons: 9
Coding region: 40-1026 (328 amino acids)
Source: RefSeq, a predicted model, not a curated record
UUCUCGAUCUCCUUGAAUUUACGGCACAGGGAAAAAGGCAUGGCGACGGCACAUUAUUUGCCAGGGCGUCGGGGCGAACCAGUGUCCAAGCAUCGGUCCAGAUCGGCGCCACCUUACGGCAUAGACCAGGCGAGACUGCGGGAGAUCGCGACACGGAGGAUAGACCCACAGGUGCUGAAAGACGUGAAGGAGAAGGCUCGCUCUGCCUGGACGGACCACAGCGAGCGCCGCGCCCGGACUCCGACGUCGUACGCCGCAGACUUUCACAUCAAGAGCCUGGACGAGCCCACCCCCAUGCGGCCCCCAGAGCCACAGAGGCGGAACAAACCACAUCCACCAGAAGUUUUCUUGACCACGAGGCUGCGCAGUGUGCCGGGCUAUCACGACCCAGACGCGGCUGUGGACAAACCUACUUACAAAAUUGACGCGAGUCGGUCUAAGAAGGAGCAGGAACUGCGGGCCAUCCUGCGCCGGAAGUACCAGCCCCGCCCAGCAACCACGUCCAUGAUGCAGUUCGACAGGAGACGGGCUUUGCAAGACACACUGGACCCUCACGCAGCCCAGGCGACGGAGGCGUGGCUAAAACUGGCUAAUGACAAAGACAAGCGGGCCGUUCUAGGAGUUAUCAACGACAUGGCAAACAGACGACUCAUUGAGAAGGAGGCGGAGACAGCUUUCAGACCAGAAGCGGUGCCGUCUCUGCACAGAUGGCUGAAGAAGGCGGGAAGAUCAGAAGCCGAAGCCAUGACCCGCCUGAUGAAAACCCUGUCCACCCGCCCCACGGCUCUACCCACGGAGGGUCCGCACUUCCAUAUCACCGACUAUAGUAAGGUCGCUGAGGUGUACGGCUGCAACCCGCGCCCCUACCGGCGGGAGUUCGUACUGCACCCGGAGUGGAAGUGGGAGUACAUCCAGAAGCACGGCGACAUCAAGCGGACGGUGCCGCACCUGCAGCACAUCGAAGCGCAAACAACGCCGUACAACAGGGGCCCGCAGAUAUUUACACCCUCAUUAUGCGGACUCUAAUAGAUUGACAUAAUAGAUUGUAAUUUGUAUCCAGGACCGCGCCCAUGUAAUUUUACAGACGUACGUCCCUUAAGGUUGUUUUACAGCAGAUGAUGAAGUGGGCGAAGGUUAGGAUCAGGCACGGUUCUGGAUAAUCUCUAUCGUAUCCACAAUCGUACCUAUCUAGUUCUAUGCCUGAAUUCGUUGGGUUAUGGUUAGGAUCAGGCACGGUUCUGGAUACGCAUUAUCGAGGCGCAGACCACGCCCUACAACAGGGGCCCGCAGCCAAUGAUAUUCACCCCCCCCCCCUCAUAGGCAACGCGGUCUACCAUAGAUUGUAAUCAUUGUAUACAGAACCGCGCCUAUCUAGCCCUCAGUGCCUGAAUUUGUUAGUGUCAGGCACGGUUUCUUGCCUUGGGUAGUUACGUAGAUGAAAAAAUGUCUUAUUAGGGAUACAGGGAUCAGUUGAGAAAGUUGUCCAAAACGUUUUAAAGCAGGAAAAUACGUGAUAUCGCCUCUGAGAGGUCAAAUUUAAGGUUAUAUUUGAUUUGAUUUAAAGACAAUGAUUUGCGGUGGCAAUUUUAGACUCGUGGGCGGUUAGGACAUGUGAUUGGCUCACAGACGGAACACCUAAUCUUAGUUUAAUAAUCUUUGUAAAAUUUAUAUUAGGGUAAUGUUGGCAUGGUUGAAAUGCUUAUUGUGCUGAGUGAGUGCUAGAUGUGGUCAGUCGUUUCAUAAAGAAAACAGCCUUCACAAGUCGGAAUUGUUUACAAACGAAAGGAUUUGGAUAUCACUCUGCAUGUGUCCGAUAAAAAAAACGCUUGCGCAAUUGCAUAGUGCUCUGUAGCCCUACGCCCUUUUAUGGUGCCAAAGCUUCAUGGAAUUAGUUCUGAAGCUGUUAAAAUGUCGAGAAAUUUUCAUGGUGAGUCACGGCGGAUUUUUUUUUACAAUAACACAAUAGCUACCUCCACCCUUGCCUGCCAAAUAACAAUAGCGCCUUUCCACACCACCGAAUUCUGUUCUGCUUGGAGAGUACGCAAGCAGUUCAAAGUGCCCAGGAAGCUCCGGCGACUAUUAAUAGAAUUGUCUGAAACUGCACGGUGGAAAAAACUUUUUAGUACAUAUCCAUGACAGGGACUGACUUGUAAUCCUGCUAUACUUUAUCAGGGUAACUGAUGUGUAGUUGUACAUAUUUUACUUGACUAGGUAGAAUUAAAGUGGAAGUUUUAAGGUAUAUAACGUUAUAUUGCUAGAUAGCUCAGCUCCCAAACUGGUUGGACGUUGACAAGUCAUACCAAUACAUUUGCACGCACAAUUCUCAUGAAUUUGCGACUGCAGUCAAAAAAGCACGAUUUGGAAUUUACUAAGCUACUUCUGAUGUUAACCAUGAUGAUGACAUUAACCAACCAGAUUGGCGCACGAUACUCACGUCACAGCCACGUGGGUGCAAGCACCUCAAUAUGCUCGGAGAAUGUACUUAGGAUGUUUCAAAGAACAUUGUUGCAACGACCUUGUGCCCACAGAGAACGGCGUGUUUUAAUUGACAAUACUACGUGUCUGAGAGUCAAACUUAUGUUCAAAUGUGUAAAUAUCUACUCACAAUACAUUGAAUUUGUGUUUUACUUCUUUGCUUCUACUAAAUUAAAACAAAAACACUA